UAUUAAAAGAUGCUCCAUUUCAUAAAAAAUCAUCCACCAAAAUAAUAAAAUAGUACCAGAUGGUCAAACAGAAGAAUUGUGAUUUUUCUGCUUUUGUAUUCUUUCGUCAUAAAUGCCAAAACUGAUAUUUGUUUGCUUAUUAAUGAAUGAUGUCAGUGUCUCAACCGCAAAUUGAGAAACUAAAAAGAGACAAAAUAUUCCAAUUGGAAUUCCAAAUGUACAGGGUGCGUUACUUAGAUCAACAGGAAUUUUGAAAGCGCGCUCUGCAUAGACGAAUAAAAUGGUAUCUCAUUUAGAAUGCGAGAAAGAUCGAGCGCCAGUUUUUCAUUCAAUACCACAAGAUCAAACUGUAACAGAAGGAGCAUCAUUGCGUCUUACGUGCUCUUUCCAUAGCCAAACAGGCUGCUGGACAACGUGGGAUAGGAAUGGAAUUGUUUGUGUCCCUUCACAUCGAAUAGUAAUGGUUGAAUCUCCAAAUACAAAAUGCCUACAAAUUUCUGGAUUAUCAUUAUCCGAUUCUGGGUUUUACAGAAUUACUGUAGAAAAUGAUUAUGGUCGAGUUGAGGCAUCGAUACAUUUGAAAGUGAUUGAAAAUCCUUUAAGCAGUACUGUGUCACAUAAUGAUAAUGACCCGAUAAGAAUGAAGCGCCAAAUAAUGAAAAAUUCCCUAGAUUCGGAUAUGGUUGUUUUAACAGGACAGUAUCGGUCUGAAAUUUAUCCUUCUUUGAAGGUCUAUUUUGACAAUGAAGUACAGUAUGAGAUAAACUAUGACCAAAUUAUGGGUAACAAACAGACAAUUAUUCGUAUAAAGGAUAAUACCCAACUAGAAGCCAGGAUUUAUUGCUGCAUUUUACAAAGCAUAUCUGGCAAAACUUCGGCAACAGUUGCAAAAAGUUCUGGAAACAGAAACCGAAAAAUAUUACCACCCAAAGUUCUGGAACAUUUACCAAAUUCGGUUACGUCAUUUGAAGGAUGUGAAACUGAUUUAACGCUAAGAAUUGAUAACUCGCUGCCUUUUACAUAUGUUUGGCUCCGCAAUGGUAUUGCAAUUGAGGACUGCAAUGAGUUCAGGUACAUUGAUCACGGUCGUGGUGUUAUAUCGCUCAGAAUUGUGGAUCCUUUUGUGUUGGACUCUGGAACCUAUGAGUGUAUCAUUGCUUCUGCUGGUGGAACUUGUAGAACACAAUCACGUGUGAAAAUAAUGGAAACGGAUUGCGUUUCUAAAUCGAUACCCCAAAUAAUGAUGUAUCCACAAUCAUAUGUAGCGGAACAAGGAUCGGUGGUAAUUAUAUGUGCACAUAUAGUACCACUAAACUGUGAAAUCAAAUGGAAAGUUUGCGGAAUAGUUAUUGAAAAAGACUCAGAUAAUGUUCAGAUGAAAACUAACUCUGAUGGACUGAACAUUCUCUACAUACAUAACGUUACCUAUGACCAAUGUGGAGAAAUACAAUGUAUGGCAACAGCUCCCAACCACACCAUGACAACUACAGCGUCCAGCAUGCUCACUGUUACACCAAUUUUAAACGAUAAGAAAAAAUCUGAAAAUUUCACCGCGAUACAUCAUCCCUAUUUCUUAAACACUUUGGAAAAUUGUAGAGUUUUUGCUGGAAGCACAAUAACCCUUGAAGUAAAAUUUCAUGGAUAUCCUGAGCCGCAAAUCAUAUGGAUGCGCACGGGCCGCCCGAUCGAGGAUAUCAAUGCAUCAAUUGCAACUAAACCCGGAUGUUCAAUAUUGACCAUGAACGGUAUCAAUGCAAACCAAAGUGGAAAGUAUGCAGCGUUCAUAAUAAACAAUUAUGGAAGUGACAUUACGUCGGCCUCUGUGACUGUUGAAGGCCCUCCAGACCCACCCAGUGGAAAACCAAGCGUAGCACUCGAAUCUCAAGGAAUCAUUGUGAACUGGUGUGGCCCCCCCUAUGAUGGCGGAUGCAUGAUAUCUGGAUUUUUAUUGGAGAUUCAAUUUAUGGAUGAAGAAUGGAAUGUAUUAGCAAUUGUUUUUGAUUCUUUAACAUACUUUGUAAAAAAUUUGUUGCCAAACAAAUUCUAUAAAUUUCGAAUACGAGCUAAAAAUGCCUAUGGGUAUAGCGAACCUGGCCAAUCUAGUGAUGCUGUCUUGAUUCCAAACACUGAAAACGAGGAAAGAACUUCCUGGAAGGAUUGUGAGGUUCGACAAGGCGAGGAGUUUUCAUCAGUAUACGAAUCGCUGGAGGAGCUUGGAAGAGGGAGAUUUGGAGUAGUUCACAAAGUACGGCAUCAACUAACUGGAGAUAUUCGUGCCGCGAAAAUUGUAAAGUGUAUCAAAGCCACUGAUAGAAAGAAAGUUCAAGAAGAAAUCGCUAUAAUGAGAUCUUUGCAACAUCCUAAGUUACUGCAGUUGAUACAAUGUUUUGAAGCAACACGAGAAAUCAUUAUGGUAGUAGAAUAUAUAAGUGGUGGUGAAUUAUUCGAGAGGGUUGUAGCGGAUGAUUUCACACUGACCGAGAAGGAUUGCGUUAUGUUUAUGCGUCAAAUAUGUGAAGGCGUUUGCUAUAUGCAUAAUCUUUCAAUAGUUCAUCUAGAUUUGAAACCUGAAAAUAUCAUGUGUAGUACUCGCAACAGUCAUCAGAUAAAAAUUAUUGAUUUUGGAUUAGCCCAACAACUUUCACAAAACACAUCAGUUCGAGUACUACUAGGUACACCGGAAUUCGUCCCUCCAGAAAUUAUUAACUAUGAACCAAUUGGUUUCCAAUCAGACAUGUGGAGUAUUGGAGUUAUUUGUUACGUUUUAUUAUCUGGACUAUCGCCCUUCAUGGGUGAAACUGAUGUGGACACCUUCAACAACAUAACUCGAGCAGAAUAUGAUUUUGAUGAUGAUGCUUUCGAUAUCGUGUCGGAAGAAGCUAAAGAUUUCAUAUCUGGAUUAUUGCUGUAUAGAAAAGAAGAAAGACUAUCAGCUACACAAUGCUUACAAACAAAAUGGCUGUCGUUGGAUUCCGAUGCAUUAGGAAAUUCUAAAAUUUGCACGCACAAACUGAAAAAGUUUAUUGUCAGAAGAAAAUGGCAGAAAACCGGAAACGCUAUACGUGCAUUAGGACGCAUGGCCUCUUUAUCAGCCUCAAGAAGAAAUUCGUCUUCGUUAGCAAACACUGGCGUCAAACCAAAUACAAGAAGCACGGAAUUUACAACAUGAAGAAACGUGUAAAAUUUCCCAAAGCUUAGCAAAUUGAUAAUAAAUUGUCUUCCAUGAUUCUACGAACGAGCGCAAACAUGUAUUACAGUGCCAAUAGUGCCUAUCGAAUAUUCCGUCACAUUUCGUAUUAUUAUUAUUAUAUUGUAGUAGUGCACCUGUUUUUAAAUUGUUGUAAUCAUAUAUUUUAUUGUCAUUUUAGUAGUAAGGAUGGAACAUAAAUAAAUAAACAUUUCUCGGUAUAUUCUCUGGAAUGUGUAAUAAAGUUGAAAAAA
Aedes aegypti (yellow fever mosquito) is the source of this 3441-nucleotide messenger RNA. RefSeq names its product myosin light chain kinase, smooth muscle (gene Strn-Mlck). Gene Ontology annotation, molecular function: protein kinase activity; protein binding; ATP binding. NCBI's taxonomy places the organism in Eukaryota, Metazoa, Arthropoda, Insecta, Diptera, Culicidae. Gene Ontology annotation, biological process: protein phosphorylation. The record is from RefSeq and is a predicted model, not a curated record. The transcript is spliced from 8 exons. The coding region runs from base 281 to 3169 and encodes 962 amino acids.